AUGCAAAAUGUGGUUAGAACACUGCAGACUAGCAGCAAGAUACAAGGGCUACAGGAGGUAGCAUGGGAUUUUAAACAUAGUGAAUUUGAACAUAGCAGAUUUAAGAACAGUGAAUUUAAGCAUUGCAGAUUUAAACAUAGUGAAUUUGAACAAAGCAGAUUUAAACAUAGUGGAUUUAAGCAUAGCAGAUUUAAACAUAGUGAAUUUGAACAUAGCAGAUUUAAAUAUAGUGAAUUUGAACAUAGCAGAUUUAAACAUAGUGAAUUUAAACAUAGCAGAUUUAAACAUAGUGAAUUUAAACAUAGCAGGUUUAAACAUAGUGAAUUUAAACAUAGCAGAUUAAAACAUAGUGAAUUUAAACAUAGUAGAUUUAAACAUAGUGAAUUUUAA
Saccoglossus kowalevskii is the source of this 390-nucleotide messenger RNA. RefSeq lists its product as uncharacterized. The record is from RefSeq and is a predicted model, not a curated record. NCBI's taxonomy places the organism in Eukaryota, Metazoa, Hemichordata, Enteropneusta, Harrimaniidae.